Molecule: messenger RNA, 723 nt
Organism: Echinostoma caproni
Lineage: Eukaryota; Metazoa; Platyhelminthes; Trematoda; Plagiorchiida; Echinostomatidae
Source: the annotation of a GenBank genome assembly
GUCAAGUCUUUGGAUUUUUUGCAACAAAGUGGUCCGGGUAUCAGACUUGUUCACCUGCUAAUUGACAACGCGGAAACUUUAUUUGCCGAGGACAAAAUCGCUCUUAGCCACUUGCUGAAGGAUCGCUCCAAUUGUGUCACAUUCUCGACGCAUUCACGAUCUCCAUCAAAUGCCAGUCUGACGGACUUCAAACCACCAAAACCUACGGCUCCUCGUUUGUAUCCCAGUAUUCCAGAUGAGCCUGUCAAGUCCGUCGCGGAUCCAUCGCAUAACCCGACCAACAGUAUCCCAGCAAUUGGUUUUUUAAUACAAGAUUUGUCGGACAUCGAUUCACUUGAACCUCGAACUGCUCCAGGCCCAGAUUCUUCACAGGGUCAGACUUUAUCUGUGAUUGCAAGUCCAUCAAGGCAGCCGCGAAAAAAGACAGCCGCUCCCAAACCUCCAGUUCCAGCAUCUCUCCCUCAGUCUGUUGGCACAUCAAUCCUGCCGUCGCCACGUGAUCCGCCAUAUCCUUCAACUCCAGCCUCGGACCCGAAUAAUCACCGAGACCCUAUGAAAACCCCACUUGGGGAUCAAGCCUCCGUGCCUACUGCGUGUUCGGCCAUUCAUUUCACUCCAGCCGAGGAUGCCAGGUCGAAAUCACCAUCCCGUACGGAAGAAUCAAGCCAAUUGAAAGCACCUCCAAAGCGACCUCCACGUCCAGGUUCGAAUGCACCCAAAUGA